Condylura cristata (star-nosed mole) is the source of this 1355-nucleotide messenger RNA. RefSeq names its product tektin 2 (testicular) (gene TEKT2). Gene Ontology annotation, biological process: cilium movement involved in cell motility; cilium assembly. Bases 17 to 1309 code for a protein of 430 amino acids. Gene Ontology annotation, cellular component: microtubule cytoskeleton; nucleus. The transcript has 9 exons. Lineage: Eukaryota; Metazoa; Chordata; Mammalia; Eulipotyphla; Talpidae. The record is from RefSeq and is a predicted model, not a curated record.
CGGCUCCCCCUGCACCAUGGCGACACUGAGCACCAAGCCAAGUCAGCGUUUCCGGCUGCCAGACUGGCACACCAACAGCUACCUGCUGGCCACCAAUGCCGAGCUGCAGCGAGAUGCUUCCCAUCAGAUCCGCCAGGAGGCCCGCAUCCUCCGCAAUGAGACCAACAACCAGACCAUUUGGGAUGAACACGACAACAGGACUCGACUGGCAGAGAGGAUUGAUACCGUCAACCGAUGGAAGGAGACGCUGGACAAGUGUCUGACGGAUUUAGAUGCGGAAAUCGACGCCCUGGCACAGAUGCAAGAAUCAGCGGAGCAAAACCUGCAGGCUAAGAACCUGCCUCUGGACGUGGCAAUCGAGUGUCUGACCCUGCGAGAAAGUCGGCGUGACAUCGACGUGGUGAAAGACUCUGUGGAGGAAGAGCUGCACAAGGAGGUGGAGGUCAUUGACGCCACCAAGAAGGUCUUGCAUCAGAAGAUAAGCCAGGCCUUCGAGAAGCUCUGCCUCCUACAGGAAGUCCGACAGCAGCUCGCCUCUGACCAUCGGGACAAGAUGGAGACACUGGAUAUUGACAGAGGCUGCCUCUCUCUCAACAUCACGUCCCCAAACAUCUCUCUGAAGAUCAAUCCCACACGUGUGGACAACAGCUCCUGCACACUCAAGCAGUGGGAUGACUUCAGUCAGUUCAACAAGAACAGGGCAGAAGCUGAGAUGAAAGAAGCUGUGGAGCUGAGGGAGGCCAUCGCGCUUGCUAUUGCCCAGACCAACAAUGAACUUGAAGCCCAGAGGGUUGCAACGGAAUUUGCCUUCAGGAAGCGCCUGCAGGAGAUGGAGAAGCUGUACAGUGAGCUAAAGUGGCAAGAGAAGAAUACCUUGGAGGAGAUCGCUGAGCUGGAGAAGGACAUCCGGCACCUGGAAGAGGAUCUGCGCAGAAAGUUAAUGAACCUGAAGUUAUGCCAUACUCGGCUAGAGGCUAGAACCUACCGGCCCAACGUGGAACUCUGCAGGGACCAGGCUCAGUAUGGCCUCACUGACGAGGUUCACCAGUUAGAAGCAACCAUCGCUUCCCUGAAACAGAAGCUGGCACAAGUGCAGGAUGCUCUGGACGCCCUGUACAAGCACCUGGCCCGGCUGCAAGCUGACAUUGCCUGCAAGGCCAAUUCCAUGCUGCUGGACACCAAAUGCAUGGACACUCGUCGCAAGCUGACUGUGCCUGCUGAGAAGUUUGUGCCUGAAGUGGACACUUUCUCCCGCACCACAAAUCGCACCCUGAGUCCACUCAAAAGCUGCCAGCUGGAGCUGGCUUAGUUUUGGCACUGAGGAAGGGAAAGUUAGGUGGGAAAAGGAAGGUGGG